This is a messenger RNA of Caenorhabditis angaria, 3289 nucleotides long. Lineage: Eukaryota; Metazoa; Nematoda; Chromadorea; Rhabditida; Rhabditidae. The record is from the annotation of a GenBank genome assembly.
UUGUUUUUAUUUUUUAUCAAUCACGUUUUCUCAACAAAUCAGGUAUUCUUUUCUUUUAAAGGUCAUAUUCGAGAUGUCUUCUAGUUAAACCCAUUGUUCAAUGAACUGAAAACUUUUUUCAGUAUCUUUUUCUCUCAAAACAAAAUUUGAUAAAAUGAAAUCGAACCGAAAGAUCAUUUUGCAAUCACAAUCAGUUGGUAAAUAAAAAUCAAAUCAAAAAAAGUAUGUGCUUAUGUUUGUCUCUUCUUUUUUCUUCCCAAUUUAGUUAGUGAAGGUCGACUGGUCACAAGACGCCACGUUUAUAAUAAAUAUAAAUAUAUGACGAGUAGAAAGAAAUGAAUGGAUGGAAUGACCAAUUGUUUCCCACGUAUUGACCCCUUAUCGUAUUAAUCAUGCCUUUUUAGAUGGUGGUAACAAAAAUAUGUUGUGUUGUAUGUAGAUCAUUUUUAGGAUACAUUACAUAACAUUCUGAUGUCAUUUCGAAACACAAAAGCAUUAUAUUUUAGAGGGCCGUGAAAAAAAAUUUGGAAUUUACAAUUAAUUUUUGAUGCUCUGCCCUGCUCUGCAAAAUUAAAAUGUUGCGUGAUCGAAAUUUUUUAUGAUGCUCAUUCUUUUAUCAAUUUAUUUCUCCUAGAUAGACAAAGGUUCAGAGAAGCACAUAAAAAAUUAUAUUUCUCUAUACAUAUAAUAUUUUAUCACUGACUCAUUGCAAGUACAAUCAGAUUACUGUAGUGCCCUUUUUGCUAAACAUAUCUAAUCUGAAAAUAAAAAUAAAAAGUUUUCAGAAUCCCGGAUGGCAGGAAAUCCGGAUUCCUUUUUCGAAAUAAUUGGAUAUUCAGCUAGCUGGAAUAGUUGGUUCUUUGAGCUCAAAAAAUCGAGAAAAAACUUCUUUCUAAUCCCAAAACAAGACUUUUCUCACAAAUCCCUCACAUGUUCAUUUAUUUUUUAUUUUGAAUGUGAGAUAUAUGUAUAUAGCAUACUGUAAUUUAUAUUUUUCAUUUUUCACACCCUGGGAAUCGUUGAACUUUUCUAUAAAAAAAAACCUUGUAUGUUUCAUAAAAUUGGCUUCGUUUAAACUUUGCGAGGCAACAAAUAAUUAUUUUUAUUUUUAUCACGGAAUUUUUGAUAAUAACAAGAAAACAAUAGUAUUUUAUUAUUAGAAUGACAUCAUUUUUGUUGUUUCGGGUAUAUGUUCGCACUUCCGAUAUAUCUUUUGAUUUAUCUCAUGACUCAUCUUGAUUUCUUUCAGAUUCUCGAUCCCGAAUUAUUGAUAGCGACUAGAGCGCCGGAUUAUCAUAGUGUUGUUGGUGAGGAUUUUUUUUUUUGGUUUUUUGGGAAAACGGAAAAAUUUUUGGGCUUAUUCAUCGGGAAUGAAGAGAACAAUAGGAAAAGUACACGUUCCCAGCCUUGGGUUUUAUAUAUUUUUAGUCUUGAGAAAAAAACCAUUUUUGUUGAAAUUGGAAGUUCAGUUUUGAAUCUGAAAAUUUUCUCAAAAGCUUCAUCAUUCCAUGAAAUGUCACCCUGUCUAUCAACAUUUCCCUUUGAGUUCUGACCUUUUAGUCUUUUCAAAAAAUGGAACAUUCCCAUAAAAAAGUGUAGAUCAAAUUUCCUACUUCAAACAAACAAGUAGUUGUUUGAAAAAAUAUGUAGUUCCUGAUCAAAAAUCCCAUUUUUCACCAUAGCUUCAUAAAUCUUUCAAAAACCCCAUCAAUUUAUUAAUAGAAUCAAAACAAAUUUGAUCUCUGAUAUUUUCAACCCAGAACUUUUUUUUUUCUGCUGUGUGAAUGAAACAAGAUGACAAAUUUUUCUCAUUUGUUCAUUUUUGUUUUGAGAAAGAAAGAACAGACCGAACAAAUAUAUCUGUCUGUUGUGGGCGAGAAAAAUGUUGCGCUUUUUCGAAAAAAACAUGUGGUUGAUAGAUCAAACUUUUUCUGAGUGCUGUUCGAAAAAAAUUCAAAGUUGAGAGGUGCCCUGGUUUACACAAACAGAACACUUGAAUGCUUGCUAAAAGUAACAUAAACCAAACAAACGCGACGCAAAAAUUUUAUUUUUAAACAGAUCGGUUUUUAGUUACUCAUCUUUCGAUACCAGUUCCUUCCUCAUUUCCGCGAGAAAGAGUUGAUUUAACUCCUCCGCCGCAAAACUUUUUUUUAUUUAUAAAUAACUUUGACCCUUGAUCAAUAGCGCGCUCUGCGCAUAGCGCAUACACACAUUUAUUCAAAAAAAAGAAAAAGCAAACAUUACUCUCUCUCUCUAGGCUCCUCUUCUGGCGCGAAAAACCUUUUUUUUCACUCUCUAACUUUUCUUUUUAUUUAUUUUCAUAUUUUCUCUGUUACUCGUUAAAAAACAUACAUAAAUAGGUGGAUAGUUCCAAAAAAAUCCUCUAUCUCGCUCCACCUCUUUUUCGAAAAAAUGAAGCUCCGCCCAUUUUCGGGGUUCGGUCAUUAUCGGCUCCGCCCACAUCGCAUACUUUCUAUAACUGCUCAUCGAACGUGUAUAUAUAUAUUUAGAUAAAAUAAAAUGUUCGUUGAAACAGUUUUUUUUCAUUUUUUUCACAAGUUAGUUACAUUACUUUCACUUUUCACUUUGACCCCUUAUCUUUUUUCAUUUAUAUUUUUUUCGAAAUACAUUUCAUUUCAUUUUAUUUUCAAAAAAAAAACUAAUUAGAUAAGGUUUUCUUUCUGGUAGGGAAUGGACUGGGUUUGGUUUCAAAAAAAAAUCAGCCCAACUUGUUUUCUUCUUGCUAUGCUAGCUGAUCGUUAAUCCAUGAAUCCUAUGAUUUUUCUCUUCUGUUGUGUUGUGUUGUGUCUCUUCUCUGGGGGGGGGGGGUAGGCAAAAAAAGAGGCUCGUUGGCACUCGCUAUUUUUUAUGUGUUCGUUUUUUUCUGGCCACCCAGAGUGUUUUUUUUUGUCUUUUUGUCGACCCAGAGAAUCAAUUUCUUUCUCUUUGCAGAAUCAUCUUCUACAAUGCUUUCCACCGAUUAUUUUCGCAAUAAUGUUCAGCCACUUGGAGUUAACACAAGUCUAAACCGACAUGAGGUUAGUUGAAUUUUCUUUUUAUUUUUCUUAGGAGAUUUUCUAGAAUAACAUUUACAAUUUUUUAGGAUUCCCGAUUUGGCUCAAGCUCAUUCGGAUCUUACGGUAACUCGCAAGAUCACGUGCCAGUCGAUCGGCCACUUUUUGUCAACACAUCAAUGUCGGCGUCGCAGCGAGUUGAUUUAUACCGACGCCUUUCUGACCCGCCAAAAGACAACGAGCCAGCUCUCACCUUCAACUACAGAGGUUAUUGA